Messenger RNA from Chondrus crispus (carragheen), 1209 nucleotides. RefSeq names its product delta-aminolevulinic acid dehydratase (porphobilinogen synthase). The record is from RefSeq and is a predicted model, not a curated record. Gene Ontology annotation, biological process: heme biosynthetic process. The transcript has a single exon. Gene Ontology annotation, molecular function: porphobilinogen synthase activity; zinc ion binding. Gene Ontology annotation, cellular component: cytosol. Lineage: Eukaryota; Rhodophyta; Florideophyceae; Gigartinales; Gigartinaceae. The coding region runs from base 1 to 1209 and encodes 402 amino acids.
AUGCAAGCUUUUGUGACGGGACCGUUUGCCAAGCAGAGUCCGUUCCUCGGUGGCAAUGUUACGUCUUCGACCGGAAAAUCAUCACGCAGACCGGAUCGCGCCCUGACCACGCUGCGUGCGACCGUCACGGGCAAUCGUUUGGCUGAGGGGCCAGUUCCAGGUUUGCGGGUGAAUGAUGAGGGCAAGAUAUGGGUCCCCCAACGUGCGCGCCCCCGUCGCAAUAGAAAGACGGAGGGUCUCCGUUCCAUGGUUCGUGAGAAUUCUGUCUCGCCGUCCAACUUCAUCUAUCCGCUCUUCAUUCACACCAAGGAUUACAAUGAAGAGAUCUCAGCGAUGCCAGGAUGUGAGCGUCAUUCUUUAGAAUCCGUUCUGAAGGAAGUCGGCGAAGCAGAAGCACUCGGCGUUAAGUCUGUGAUCCUUUUCCCAAAAAUUCCCGAGGAUGUCAAGACAAACGCCGCCGAGGAAUGCUAUAACCCCAAUGGCCUCAUCCCAAAGGCGAUCUCCGCAAUCAAGAGUCGCUACCCGAAUGUCGCCGUCUGGACCGAUGUCGCGCUCGAUCCCUAUUCCGAUCAGGGACAUGAUGGCAUGGUCUCGGCCGACAAUCGCGGAGACGGUGGAAUGGGGCGCAUUCUCAACGACGAGACAGUUGAGCAGCUCUGCAGACAGGCUGUUUGCCAGGCACGCGCAGGUGCGGACGUGGUGGCACCAUCUGAUAUGAUGGACGGCCGUGUUGGGGCCAUUCGGGAUGCCCUCGAUUCAUAUGGUUUCACAGAUGUAUCGCUCGUUUCGUACACUGCAAAAUAUGCGUCCGCGUUCUAUGGGCCGUUCAGGGAUGCGUUGGAUUCUGCACCGAGGGAGUCUUCAAAUGCGCCGCCGAACAAGAAGACCUAUCAGAUGGACCCGGCUAACUCACGCGAAGCCCUUAUCGAAGCCGCGUUGGACGUCGCUGAGGGUGCGGACAUGCUAAUGGUCAAGCCAGGCAUGCCGUACUUGGACAUCAUUCAUCGCCUCAAGGCUGCUACCAACCUACCAAUUUCAGCAUAUCACGUGUCCGGAGAAUAUGCCAUGAUGAAAGCCGCGGCGCAGCGAGGCUGGUUAGACGAGAGGGAAUCAGUUCUGGAGUCACUCCUGUGCUUUAGGCGUGCUGGUGCAGACGCCAUCUUGACGUACUACGCCAAACAGGCAGCCCAGUGGAUGCACGAAUCAUAA